GUUUUUCCUGGCCCCCCCCAACCCCCCCGGACAGGACCCCCUUGAGCUCGUCCCUCAGCUGCCACCAUGAGCGACCAAGAUCACUCCAUGGAUGAAAUGACAACUGUGGUGAAGAUUGAGAAAGGAGUUGGUGGCAGUAAUGGGGGCAAUGGUAAUGGUGGUGCCUUUUCUCAGGCUCGAAGCAGCAGCACAGGCAGUAGCAGCAGUGGAGGAGGGGGGCAGGAAUCCCAGCCAUCCCCUUUGGCUCUUCUGGCAGCCACUUGCAGCAGAAUUGAGUCACCCAAUGAGAACAGCAACAACUCCCAGGGCCCAAGCCAGGCAGGGGGCACUGGUGAGCUGGACCUUGCAGCCACACAACUCUCACAGGGGGCCAAUGGCUGGCAGAUUAUCUCUUCCUCCUCUGGGGCCACCCCUACCUCAAAGGAACAGAGUGGCAGCAGUACUAAUGGCAGCAAUGGCAGUGAGUCUUCCAAGAACCGCACCGUCUCUGGUGGGCAGUAUGUUGUAGCUACCACCCCCAAUUUACAAAACCAGCAAGUCCUGGCAGGGCUCCCUGGGGUGAUGCCCAAUAUUCAGUAUCAAGUAAUCCCACAGUUCCAGACCGUUGAUGGGCAACAGCUGCAGUUUGCAGCCACUGGGGCCCAAGUGCAGCAAGAUGGUUCUGGUCAAAUUCAGAUCAUACCAGGUGCAAACCAACAGAUUAUUACAAAUCGUGGAAGUGGAGGCAACAUCAUUGCUGCUAUGCCAAACCUGCUCCAGCAGGCUGUCCCCCUUCAAGGCCUGACUAAUAAUGUGCUCUCAGGACAGACUCAGUAUGUGACCAAUGUCCCAGUGGCCCUGAAUGGGAAUAUCACCUUGCUACCUGUCAACAGCGUUUCUGCAGCUACCUUGACUCCCAGCUCUCAGGCAGUCACGAUCAGCAGCUCUGGGUCCCAGGAGAGUGGCUCACAGCCCGUCACCUCAGGGACCGCCAUCAGUUCUGCUAGUCUGGCAUCAUCGCAAGCCAGUUCCAGCUCCUUUUUCACCAAUGCCAAUAGUUACUCAACAACUACCACCACCAGCAACAUGGGAAUUAUGAACUUCACCACCAGCGGAUCAGCAGGGACCAACUCUCAAGGCCAGGCACCCCAGAGGGUCAGUGGGCUCCAGGGUUCUGAUGCUCUCAGUAUCCAGCAGAACCAGGCUGCGGGGGGCUCACUGCAAACAGGUCAGCAGAAAGAAGGAGAGCAAAACCAGCAGGCACAGCAGCAGCAACAGAUUCUUAUUCAGCCCCAGCUCGUUCAGGGGGGACAGGCCCUGCAGGCCCUUCAAGCUGCACCACUGUCAGGGCAGACCUUUACGACUCAAGCCAUCUCCCAGGAAACCCUCCAGAACCUCCAGCUCCAGGCUGUCCCCAACUCUGGCCCCAUCAUCAUCCGGACACCAACAGUAGGGCCCAACGGACAGGUCAGCUGGCAGACUCUUCAGCUGCAGAACCUCCAAGUUCAGAACCCACAGGCUCAGACAAUCACCUUGGCUCCAAUGCAGGGUGUUUCCUUGGGGCAGACAAGCAGCAGCAACACCACCCUUACACCCAUUGCCUCCGCUGCCUCCAUCCCUGCCGGCACAGUCACUGUGAAUGCUGCACAACUCUCCUCCAUGCCAGGCCUCCAGACCAUCAACCUCAGCGCACUGGGUGCUUCUGGGAUCCAGGUGCACCAACUUCCAGGCCUGCCACUGACGAUCGCCAACGCCUCAGGUGAUCAUGGAGCUCAGCUUGGCCUCCAUGGGGCUGGUGGUGAUGGAAUACAUGAUGACACAGCAGGUGGAGAAGAAGGAGAGAACAGCCCCGAUCCCCAGCCCCAACCCGGUCGGAGGAACCGCAGGGAAGCGUGCACCUGCCCCUACUGUAAAGACACAGAAGGAAGAGGCUCUGGGGACCCUGGCAAAAAGAAACAGCACAUUUGUCACAUCCAAGGUUGUGGCAAAGUAUAUGGCAAGACGUCACACCUACGAGCACACUUGCGCUGGCACACAGGAGAGAGGCCGUUCAUGUGUACCUGGUCAUACUGUGGGAAACGUUUCACUCGUUCAGAUGAGCUGCAGAGGCACAAACGUACACACACAGGAGAGAAGAAAUUUGCCUGCCCUGAGUGCCCCAAGCGCUUCAUGAGGAGUGACCAUCUGUCAAAGCAUAUCAAGACCCACCAGAAUAAGAAAGGGGGCCCAGGUGUCGCCCUGAGUGUGGGCACUUUGCCCCUGGACAGUGGGGCAGGUUCAGAAGGCAGUGGCACUGCCACUCCUUCUACCCUUAUUACUACCAAUAUGGUAGCCAUGGAAGCCAUCUGUCCAGAGGGUAUUGCCCGCCUUGCCAACAGUGGCAUCAACGUGAUGCAGGUGGCGGAUCUGCAGUCCAUUAAUAUCAGUGGGAAUGGCUUCUGAGAUGAGGCAUCCGGGGGCAGAGACAUAUGGGCCAUACCCAUCAACCCCGGGAUGCAAGGUAGCAUGGGUCCAAGAGACAUGUGGGAGAGAGAGCCAUGAGGCAUUAAAAUGCAUGGUGUUGGGGAAGAAUUGGGGGCAGAAAUGCAAGAGAAGAAAGAUGGGGUUCUGGCACCCACCUAUAUCAUCAGUGCCUCCCUAAAGUGGGGAACAUUAAUGACAAUUCUGUUGGUGCCACACUUUGAUGAGCAUAUGUUUGACCCCAGACAGUUUCUUAUACUUCUUACCCCAGCUGCCCUCCUGCCUUUUCCAUCUCAGCUCCCCCAUGAUGGAUUCCCUCCCCUUUCCUAAAGCCAUCAUGCCUUGAUAAAUAUAUAUGAUCAUUGAAAUACUUUUUAACAAAAAACAGAUUCUAUAUUCUAUAUAAAUAUAUAUAUAAAUAUAUAGAGAGAUGCAUUCACAGGGUUGGCUGGUCGGAGGAGGGAGACCAUUCUGUGACCAAAAUACCUUGGUCAUUUUUUAUAUCGCCUUAUUUCCCUAUGGCUGAGCCUUGUUGUGACACAUCAAGCUUUUCUGUAGAUGUUGUCUUGGCUUCCCACCAGAUUAAGCAUUCAUAUUGCUCUGCUUUUAGUUUAUAUAUACAGACAUAAUGUUUUUCCUCUCUUAAUUUUGUCUUUAUUUGGGAUCAGCUUCUUGCACUCCUUUCCUGACUCAACACUGUCUGUCUCCACUUCUGUUACCUGAUCACUUCAUGUUAUGUUUUUGGUAGUGAUCCCUGGAGGAGACUCAUGUCAAUAUUGUCUUUUAAAAGUCCUAAGUCCUAGCCACAGAGCAGAGAAUCCUCGAGGCCCAGGCUGAUGUCUGAGGGAGCAGGGAAGGAGUGUUUUAAAAAAAACUACUGACGCAGGCACCCUUUUGGUGCUGGAGGGUCAAAGGCACCUCCCUCCCUCCCCUAACUGUUGUAAGCAUGGAGACUCAGGAGUCUUCCUCUAUAAAGAGACAGGAGACCCUUUGAUGGGGAUAGUCUGGGAUCAGAAUGAAUAAGCUGUCAAAAGAUGGUUAAAUAAGAAGCUGGGGCUUUCAGUCGGAGUGUGAUGUGUUCCAGAAGAGGAGGUGGUGUGAAGUCGUUGGGUUCAGGAGUUGGUGGAGUAUUUGGACUUUUCUAUAGUUGUCUACCUUCCAGUGCAGGCUUUGAUUUGUGAGGAAUUCCACUUCUUCUUUUGAACAUGCUCAGAGUUUCUUUGCCCUUGUGUUACUAAGAAGCACCCUCUAAGAAAUCUGUUCUGGAUUUCCAUUCUGUAGAACUGCAGGGUGUGUGCUAGUGGCGAGGCCGUGGUUCUUCGUUACUCUUCCCUUUACUCUUCCUGUAUGCACUUAGGGUAGUUCCUAAGGGAAAAGGAAGCACAGGGUCAUGGGAAUGAUAGCCCAGAACAAAAACAAGUCUUGUCCUAACAUUGUGGUUUAGAGAAGAGAUUGGAAGAAAUCGUCCUUUCUUCAUGGCCUGAUUCCAUAAGAGACUAAUCAAAAAAUUAUAGCGGCAGGGAACUCUUGGUGCAUUUGGCACUGAGAUUUACAUGCAACCAGAAUUGUCCUCAAGACCCAGCCAUUAAAACAUUUUCUCUCUCGACCUGAUAUCUUGUCAGAGAGCCUUUUCACUGUGAGGAAGUCUGGAAAUGGCUGUGUGGAUGUGUGUAAUCUGUUAGGUUUCUGUUGGCCAACACUAAGAGACCUGCAAUAAAAGUGUUCCCCGAUCUGAUAGAAGGUGAAGUUUUUGUGUGUGCCUGUGUGUGAAUGUGUGCAUGUGCCUGAACGAAGGCGCUUCAAAAAGUUCACGGAAAAAGAAAUGAAGAGAAUGGGAUUUUCCCGUGAACUUUUUGAAGCCCUCGCGUGUAUAUAUAUCUACACACAGGUGAAGAAUUAUAUUGGAAAUUGUUGGAAAGUGAAUCAAAUCCAGAUCAAAAUGCCUUUCAGGCCCGUUAACCUAGAAAUUAGCAUAAAAGCCUGGUGUGUUCCUGAGGUUAUUUCUUUUGCUUACUGCUAAAUCAUUUCUAAAAGGGGGAUAUGUGACUGCACUUUUCAAAGGGAGACUUUUGUAACUGAAAGUGGAACCAACACCCAGACCCUGUAGCAGAGCCUUAGUUCUCUGUAUAGGUCUGUUUACCUUGGCUCAGGUAGAUGAUGCUAUGAAUCUGUUAUGCAUUUUAUAUCAAGUCCACUUAAAUUAGGGCGUGGGUAAGUUUGUAUUGUUUAAUCUGAAAUAGGAGAACUAUUACUCUAAAGUAUAGUCCGCUUCAUUUGGGCAUUUCUCACAGGCUUACUGUUUUCGAUACUCAGGAACGAUUGCAAGGACCCCCCCCCCCCCCCCACCCCCCAAUUCUAUUAAUGUGAAGUAAAAGUCAUCCACGCCCAGCCACUAUGAAACCCUGAGUCAAACCCUGAAAGGCAGAACUCGGAGCCUUUAUUUUACGUCGGUAAUCAUGUAUUUUGGCGUCGCUUGGAGGAAAGGGGCAGGAAGACUCCUGGGAGUGUGCAGUAUUUUACUAGAGCAUUUCAAGGAAGGACUCUCCUCCUGUAGGAAGUGAUGAAUGUGAAAGGAGCUUAGUGGUGCUGAGGGUGACCGUUUUUUUGAUGGUUAAAUGAGAAGGAUCCUCUUGGAUGGAAAAGCUGCUGGUUUAUCACAGCCCAGUUCAUCAGCAUUCCAAUGAAUGAUUGACACCAAAUUUUUACCAUUUGCCCUCUUUGGCGUCUGCUUUUGUCUCCCAGCAGCAGGGUGCCUCUGCCUUUCCCACAGAAACAUAGGAGCCUACAUUCCUUGAGUCAGGAGCUCAUUACUGAAAUUCCCCUUUCCCUGAACUGUCCAGCAGAAAUAAUGGAACUGACAGGCAAAUUGAUUCUGAUUCAUUUUGUUUCUCUCCAUGAAUGGCUUUUUAAUUUAUUUGUUUUUAAUGACCAAACCUUUCAGGGCCCGGGUGCCCAGAGGAGUGGUAAUGCUAAUGUUCUCAUACAUUUACCUUUUCAAGUGACCCAUUCACGCUCAUCUGCCCAUCAUUGGACUGUCUCACUUGUAUGCAGACAGUAACAACCCACACCAUCUUCCUUCAGGGACCUGCGGGUGCUGUGUAGAUAUGCAACUUAUUGGAUGGUUCUCAUCCUGGUUUGGAAUAAAUAGAACCUUUGAUUCCAGAAAGUAUAGACUGAAAUGUGGGGUAAAGAUUAUGAUUGGGGGAGGGUUGGAGACAAAAGCUGUAAAUUACUAUGGCUGAUUUAUUUCUACUAUAUACAUAUAUAUAUAUAUUUUUUGCUUUUGUAUAUCCUAUAUAGGAAACUAAGCAUUGUAUUUUUUUAACAAACCUGAGAAAGCACUAUGAACUGCAGGUGUUUGACUUUCAGAAUAUAUUUUGUAUUGUCAAGAUCUUGACAUUAUGUGAAUACUGGAAGUUGCAGAUCUUUGCUAGGACGCAAUAAAUUUAUAUACUGUUUGAGGGGUUCUUCUAGGGGCGCUAAUCAGGCCCCUGUUUUGCUUUGUGGGAGCCCUGGUGCUACUUGUUUUUACUCAAUUUUAAGUACCCUGAUGCCUUUGGGACCUUGGGAUCAGAUUGAUGAUUUUUAGGAAUUCGGUACCAAGGAAAUGAUAGCCUAGCGGCCUCCAGUGAGUGAGGGUGCUUUUGCAUAGCUCAACUUCCCUUUUCCAACCAAAGCCUGCUUGUCUGUUGGAGUCCGGAGGAGAACCCUGUAAUCUCAGCGAGUCAUCUCCCUUAGCAGUGAGCGAGCCAGCCAGUAACCCCGUGGCAGGAUGGAAGGUGGUAGCAAUGGCUUUGAGGGAAGGGAGGAGGAUAUGGCACUUCUCCAACCCCGGAAAACAGUGCUUUUGAAAACCGCUGAUAAAACAUGGGCAGGUUAUUACUUUUGUUUGGGAGUCUGUGUGCGCUCUCCCUGCUGCCUCACUUGGCUCUGCUCCUGGUACAGACCUCUUCUAGGGGGGUGAGCACAGACCAGCUUUGAGGUUGACCUGUUUUUUUCCCCAUUAUCAGCCGUCCCUAAAUACCAGGCCCCAGGAAGACAUCAAGCAACCCUAAACUUAAGUUCUGACUCCCUCUUCCAGAUUUGGCUCACUUGCUUCAGAUUGCAGGCUGGGAAAGGAGAAGGGGAGUCCUUGGCUCCGUUCCUCCCUAGGUCUUCUCCAAUCUGAAUUCCCCAAACCCCAAAAGAUUUCCUCAACAGUGUUCACAUGAGAGAAAUGAGUAUGUUGUCCCCUUCUCCCCUUCGCUCUUCAAACAGCCCCAGCCUGCCUUGUCCCAGCUAAGGGAAUAAGAGAUGUGGUGAUCUGUCCCUCAACUCCCUGAAGUCCCAGCUCCCGAUCACACAAAAAUGGGCCUAGGCUGGGGCUUCAGGUAGUGAGAACUUUGUUGCUACCUCUCCUGGGGUGUCUAUGCCCAUAUUUCACCUUCAGGAAUUACAGUGUGCCUUCACCUGGGGUUUGGGCUUCCUGUGUGCAGCCUUCAACUUUUCCAGCAGUUGCUCUUGAACACAAGGGCACAACUUCCUAUUUCUGCUCGACCCGCUCUGUCCGAUUGGCCUCCCGUAGCCUUCCCCAAUCUAGGGCACAAAGACUGGAGGAAAUGCUGAGACGGACCGAGUAGACCCCUUCUAGACACACCCAUGGCAGCUGCCCAGGGCCUGCCCCCUCUUCCCUCCCGCCAUCCUCUGGGGGGUGGGGCAGUGCUCCCAUCUCUGGUGCCUGAAACAAGUUUAUUUCUCUCCACACUGGCAAUGGCCAGUCUUCAUACCACUGUUGCCUUUUUAAACUUCUUAAUCUCAUGCUGUGUUUGUUGUUGGUUCCAAUCCGAUUAUCACCAGGGCUGUGUGGGGAAAUACUUUAAAAUGCUCGCUCAUCUUACUCUUACCCUUUCCUUGCUGUUGUUUAUGUAUGAAGCUACUCUCUCGUCGUUCACUUUCAUCCUGCUCCCUCAUCUUCCUUUCUUGUUCCCAUCCCAUCCCACCUUUGUCUCUGGGUAUUCUGGGGCUCUUCUCUCUCUCUCUUUCUCUCUCUCUCUCUCUCUUGGCCUUUUUGUACAAAGAUUAGUUUCGAUGUAGUCUGUAGCUUCUUUGUAAACCAA
Molecule: messenger RNA, 7535 nt
Organism: Echinops telfairi (small Madagascar hedgehog)
Lineage: Eukaryota; Metazoa; Chordata; Mammalia; Afrosoricida; Tenrecidae
Gene: SP1
Product: Sp1 transcription factor
Exons: 6
Coding region: 67-2421 (784 amino acids)
Biological process (GO): regulation of transcription by RNA polymerase II
Molecular function (GO): RNA polymerase II cis-regulatory region sequence-specific DNA binding; DNA-binding transcription factor activity, RNA polymerase II-specific
Source: RefSeq, a predicted model, not a curated record